Polychytrium aggregatum is the source of this 2572-nucleotide messenger RNA. Its product is annotated as polymerase. Bases 125 to 2311 code for a protein of 728 amino acids. The record is from RefSeq and is a predicted model, not a curated record. The transcript is spliced from 11 exons. NCBI's taxonomy places the organism in Eukaryota, Fungi, Chytridiomycota, Chytridiomycetes, Polychytriales. Gene Ontology annotation, cellular component: nucleus. Gene Ontology annotation, molecular function: poly(A) RNA polymerase activity; RNA binding.
AAUAAGCUGCCGCCCCGUUUGCAGUCGAGAUCGCCUCCUCACGAACCCGUGCUGACCCGCCCGUGCAAGGACCAGCCCAAAGCCACACCAAAUCGCAUCAUCAUCGAUCACCAGCGUCCGGCAAAUGUCUUCUCUUGGAGUCACCCAACCGAUCUCCCUUGCUUAUCCAACAGCAGAGGAUCAGCAUUCGACCACACUCUUGGUGGAGACCCUGAAGAAUCUGGGCCAGUAUGAAUCCGAACAGGAAGCCCAGCAUCGCGAGGUUGUCCUUGGGAAACUCAAUAUUUUGUUCAAAGAGUUCAUCAAGAAGACAAUGUUGAAAAAGAACAUGUCCGAGUCGAUGGCGAAUGAAGUGGGCGGCAAGAUCUUCACUUUCGGAUCGUUUCGGCUCGGUGUUCACGGAAAAGGCGCUGAUAUCGAUACGCUCUGUGUGGCUCCAAAACAUAUUCAACGGGAGGAGUUCUUUGAGGAUAUGUACGAGAUGCUCAAGGCGCACCCCGAAGUGACGGAGCUAACGCGUGUCCAAGAUGCCUAUGUUCCAGUCGUCACCUUCGUCUUUGAUGGGAUUCAAAUCGAUUUACUAUUCGCGCGCCUUGCGCUUAGCCGUGUCGAGGAUGACCUUGAUCUCUCCAACGAUAAUCUUUUGCGAAAUCUAGACGAACGAUGUGUCCGCAGCCUAAACGGCUCGCGCGUAACUGACGAAAUUCUGAGGCUGGUUCCCAACAUUGAAAACUUCCGUACCGCGCUCCGAUGCAUCAAGCUCUGGGCAAAGCGCAAGGCCAUCUAUUCCAACGUUAUGGGUUUUUUUGGAGGAGUUGCUUGGGCUAUGGUGGUGGCACGUGUUUGCCAGCUCUAUCCCAAUGCCGCAGCCUCAGUUAUUGUUGCCAAGUUCUUCCGGAUCAUGCAUCAAUGGAAAUGGCCCCAGCCCGUUUUGCUAAAGCCUAUUAGCGACGGCCCAUUAAAUGUACGAGUCUGGAACCCGAAACUCUACCCCCAGGAUAAAGCGCACAGAAUGCCUGUCAUCACCCCAGCGUAUCCUUCGAUGUGCUCAACCCACAACGUGAUGAGCUCAACUCAGCGAAUUAUGACCCGGGAAUUUGAGCUUGCAGCAGAGAUUGUCGACAAGAUCAAUCACAAGAAUGGUGUCUGGAACGACCUCUUUGCCAAACAUCAAUUUUUCUACACCUACCGACAUUACCUCCAAAUAGUGGUGACCUCGGACGACCCGGAAACGCAAUUGACUUGGUCUGGAUUGGUUGAGUCGAAAAUCCGCCAGCUCAACUCCAAGCUUGAGCUUGCUGAAGGCAUCAAGAUUGCCCACCCGUUCAUCAAAGGCUUCGAACGACAAGCAUAUUAUACAUCCAAAGAAGAGCGUGAUCAACUUGUGCAUGGCAAAGUACUUGAGCGAACGCCGGAAGAACAAGCCGAGUUGAUCAACAGACAUAAGCAACAGCAAGAGAAGACUGACCAACAAGUUGAGCAAAGGGUUUCUGUGCUACACUCGACGCUGUUUUACAUGGGGCUUGGGGUCAUGGGAAAGGAGGAAGCUAGCUCCGCCGUGGGGAAAGGUACGGCAGCAGGCGGAGUACGGAGAAUCGACGUCUCAUAUCCCACCUCCGAGUUCUGUAAGAUGGUCCGGAGCUGGGAUAGAUUUUCAAAGGAACACAUGGCUAUCACGAUCCAGCCUCUGAAAGCCUCUCAGCUUCCAUCAGACGUCUUUGAAGAAGGAGAGCUUCCCGCCAAGCUCAUCAAAAAACGGACCAAGACCCAUAAUGCGCUUGAAAAUCCACCCAAGAAACUCAAGACGGAGGACGGCUCGAACUACUGCGAUCCAACAGUCGAUGCCACUUCAGCCGCCGAUGCUAAUGGCACGCGAGGCGGAUCCAAAGACCAUUCGCGCGAGAGCAAGUCUGUGGAUACUGGCAAUACAGCUGCGUCCUCAAACGUGUCGGAGAGCGACAGAUCUGAGCCCGGAGCACUGGCUCCGAAGAGCUACUCAAGGGUAGCUGCUGAAGGAAUUGUCUCGAACGGCGCACACUUCACGAUGGCUUCAAAUGCGGCGCAGCCGACUGAGUCGUCCGGAGGCCCUGCUCAAAAUGUCGCCACCAAGCCCGCUGGCUCCGGGUCGACAAUACCGAACGGCUCGUCUCGACCGGCCCAAACAUACGCGGCCGUUUCCCAAACAGCCCAAAGUAGUCCUUUGAACCAGAUAGUCAACGCGAAGCGGUCUUUGCCUGAAAUCAAGGUGAAGCUUGGCACCAGCAAAGGCGGUGCUGGCAGCACAAGCAGCGCAUCGGGACGAGCAAACUAGAUGGAUAUGUCGCAUCCCCAUAUGGGAUCCAUGACCCAUACAUCGAAAUGUCUCAGGAAAUCGAAGGAACACGGACACGGUAGCGCUAUGGGAUCGCUGCCUUGUAGGACGGGAGUUAGGGUGCGCGAUAAGCAAGAGAAACGGAUGGCUUUGUCGAUCACUUGUUGAUAUUAACUGGAAGCGGACGGAGGGUAAGUUCACACAGGACGCCCUUUUGUAUUCAGAUAAUAAAAAGCAAGCUCUUGGGCCCGAUUGGAUCUG